UUGUGGGCUGUAGGGGCGCACUUGAACUUGUUCAUUUAGAAUAUUUUUGUUUAAAUGUAGAAAAAAUGAGAAAAAUAUGAGAUUUGAACCAACAAGAUGUUUUCUGUUAGAAUUGUGGAUGCAGACUUUUAUGUUGCAAAGCCUGUCGGCAUUUUGGAUGUCGUCUAUUCAAAAUUUCGUGAGGCAAACGUCACUCGUGUGCCGAUAAUUCGUAUCUUUGGAUCGACUCCCAGUGGUCAAAAGACAUGUUUUCAUGUGCAUCAAGUAUUUCCAUAUAUAUUUGUGCGAUAUGAUGGUACUAAACCUUGUGAUAAAUACCUUCAACAGUUUGCAACUAGCUUAGAUUUUGCUGUUCAAGUUGCGUUAGGAAAAGCAUCGUCUGCUACGAAACACGUUUAUAUGUGUGAGAUUGUGAAACGAAUACCAUUUUAUGGCUAUCACGAAGGUGAAGAGGAGUUUAUUAAAAUCCAGUUUUAUAAUCCAAGAAUUGUUGCUAAAGUUGUGGAGUUGCUUCAAAAUGGUGCUAUCCUUAACAAGAUUUUUCAACCAUAUGAAUCACAUAUUCCCUACCUCUUACAGUUUUUUAUUGACUUCAAUUUAUAUGGAAUGAAUCUAGUUCAUGCAAGAAAAGUCCACUUCAGAGGCUGGUCAGAUUCUCCAUGUCAGUCAAGUUCAUCUCCUGUUUCUUCAUGUAGUCCAAAUAUUUCAAAUUUGUCUCAUGCAAAUACGACUUUAUGGGAUGAAAACACCAUCCCAAGGGUCUUUCGGCUUGGUUCCAACAUUGCAAAAACCAGUCGCUGUCAACUUGAAGUAGAUGUUAUUGCUGAAGAUAUAUUAAAUCAAUUGGAGAUUGGAACAACAAUUGGUCGGAAUCCAGGAAUUGCAGCAAUGUGGGAAGAUGAAAAACAACGUAGGAGGGAUCAAGGACAGUCGUCAAUGAUAUCUAACCCAAUUUCACAAGACAGGGGAGAAAUGAUGCAACUUGACUUGGAACUGGGAUUUAAGACAAAGAUUCAUGAAAUAAUUGUAGAACGCAAUCAAUUAAUUCAAAGCCAGCUGGAAAUUUUGGAGAAAUCCCUCUCCCCUGAGGAUUUCCAAGAAUUAUCUCAAAGUAUUUUACUGUCAGGGAAGGAGCCACCAAGUCAAACAGUAAUAAGUCAAGAUGUUGAUGUUAACAUUCCAAUUGUUGAUGAGUCAGUGAUUGAAGAUGUUCUUCAAGCAAGUCAGUCAAAUGUCACUCCUUCUGGACAAGUUGAUGAAGAAAUGGUUGCAAUAUUAUUAAGCUUGGCCGAAGAUGCAAACACCCCUGAGCCCCAAGAAUGCAGUCCAAAAGCAAACACUUCACAAAUCAAGUUGCCUGAAGUUGAAGAGAGAGGCAGUGAUGAAGAAAAUGAAGAUGAAGAAUCAAUCAUUAUGUCUCAACCAGUUUGGAAUGAAGAUGAUUUAGUUGAUGAAUGUGAAAGUGCUAACGAAGAUGAUGAAGACUGGGAACAACAACGUAUUCCUCAGUUUGAUGGGCCUGGUGACGAUGAUGACAGUCCUAAAAAGAGCAGCGCCCCCGCACGCAGCCAGUCUGGAGUGAAGACUAAAGCAAGAGGAGAGAUGACGUAUGAUGAUGAUGAUGAUUUCAAAAUGAAAAAGAAAACAAAAGCGUCUGGUAAAAACACCAAUAGACCUAAACGUGAACAGACAACGAGGCAAAGAAGAGCUGGAAUUGUUCAACUAAAUAUUCUAGGUGGUAACCCGAAAAAACGCACUCACCACAAGAGCUCUAAUGGUGGUUCCGUAGUAACUACGAACUCUAAACGUCAUCCUCCUCCUUCAACUGAAUCAAACAGUAAAACGAUGAUCUGGUGUGAUGGAAAAUUCCCCGACUUAGAAACUUUUCAUUUACCAACUAAAUCUCAAAGAACUGACAACGUGGAAUCCAGCGAACUUCUUAUGAAAGUAAAUGAAAGUACAUUGUUAGAUAGCAGAGAAAAGAUUGAAGAUGCUUUAAAUGAAGAUACAGAAUCCUGUGCAUCUCAGUCUUCUGAGUUUGAACUUCGUUUAAGUGACAGUUUAAGUGACGAUGAUGAUUUCACCAGCAAGAAAAAGAUUCCAAGAAUUAAUCCUCAAAAGCUUGAAAGUUUUUAUAUCACUAAACAGGCGAACAUUGAGGUUAGUCUUAGACCAUCUGAGGGAAGUUGCGAGAAGAGUACACAAUCCAAAUCAGGAAAUACUGAAUUAUUAGAUAAAGACACAGAAGUAGACAUAGAGUCAAGUUCUGGAGAUCGUCUUCGAGUUUCAAGAGAAAUUAAGUCAAAUUCGCGAAAUCUUUCAGAAGCAAGUGACCCUUGCGAAUCUUCCGAGAAGGAUACCAUUAAAUCCAAGAAGAAUUUUCAUUCUCGGAAACGCAAAAGGACCAGAUCGAAGAAGUCGACUUGUUUAGUAUUCAGCCAUUUGGGUAACCAGAAUAAAGAUAAAAAAAGGAAUAUUUCUGAGGUUUCAGGAAACUUGGAAAACACCAAACCCGUUACGAAAACAAAUAAAGCGAAACGUCGUGAACGUUCAAGAAAUUGUAAAGACAGUAUAAAUAAAAUUCUAAGAGGAAGAAUAUUGCUCGAUGCUUGUAUCAAACUUGAGAAAAUUUCUGUGAAGGAGUUGAAAUCCAGAAACACCCAUUGCUUUACGAACGAUGAUGUUUUUCCCAGCACAGAAAUGAAGGAAGAUUUUCAAAGUUUAAAAGAUACUGUGAUAGAUGACGAGAUGGAUUCACUUUAUCAAAUGGCGAUGUUAUCACCAGAAAGUGUUGUAGAAAGUGUUAAAUACGAGUCUCCACCACUUCCAUCAUCACCAUCUUUCAAUAUCUCUUCUGAUAAUCAAAGUUUAAGUGACGUCAACUUUACUGGAAAAGAUGAAAGAUUAGACGUUUGUGUGAACAGUACUUUGUCGACGGAUCAAACAGUUGAGAAUUUUCCAAUAUCAUUUAUAAGUGAAGAUCAUUUGAAGACAAUUCAAUCUGCGUCAAAUAGAACGAAAUGUGUCGAGGAAGAUAAAUUGGAUAUGGAAGAAAAAUCUUUGGACCCUGAACGACAUAAUAAUCUCGAUGUUGAAGAAAUGUUAGUCAUGUCCACGUCACAGGUAAAUAAAACACCAGAGAGCUUGCCAAAUCAUGCUGAUCAUUUUGACGAUGUUGUAAUUAAGGAAAGUCCCGAGGUUGUUUCAUUACAGGAUCAUCAAGUGUUACCAGAGGACAUAGGGUGUACAGUUGGUGUGUUAGAGGGUGCUUGUGGUCUUCAGGAGAUACCCACGAAAUCCGGAAUGGAUACGAGGGAACACGAAGUGGGAAUAUCUGGGGAUUUAAAUGUCGUUUCUCCUGGAAUAGAUGCAGUAUGUGAUUCAUUCAGUGAGGAUGAGAAAGACAACGAAACACCGUCUGAAAAAGAUAGCUUUGAUUUCGACAAAAUAUUAAAAUUCAUUGAAAGUCCCCGUCCGGUUGAAAGUCAAACAUCAUCUUCUGAAAUUCGAAGAUCGCCUGAGAAAGAUACCAGUAAAGACAUGAAGGAUGUUGAGGAAGAAAUAUCGCAUGGACAAAUAAAGAAAAUGAUUCUUAGAGAUAUCGAAAGUCCUUCUUUGUUUGAGGAUCAAGCUUCGUCUGGAGAGAUCAACCAAUCUUAUGAAAAUUCUGAGAAAAGUGACAUUAUGAGACCAUUGUCAGAUUUCCCUUGCUUGGUUAUUCCUUGUUCAAAUGAACAGGAGGACAUCUCAAAUCACGACGCUGCAACAAGUCAAGAUAAUUCGAUGAGACAGGCGACUAUCGAUUCUCCCAAUGUAUUUGAGAACAGUUCCGAGAUAAGGAUCUGGAGACCAGAAACACAACCACCAUCCCCAAGUUAUGUCUUAGAAACACGACGUCUGUAUGGUCUGCCUAAUGAAAUAUAUCAGAAAGCUUUUUGUAGCGAUCCAAAAGACCUCCCAUCAACAACAAGGGUUAUCGGAGGUAGACGUCUUCUAGUGUCGUCCUUGUCUAUCAACGAAUUAAGUGAAUUUGACCUUGGUGGAGAUUUCAAAACCUUACGUGAGUUUCGUAGUCUGGUCGGGAACAACAUGGAUAACAGCUUGCUUAAAGAUUGUCUCAGAUCUUUAGAUACACAUGAUGGUAACGAUGGAACUAUAGGUAUUCCCAGGGAACUCAAGCUUGCGUUAAUGGGGGAUAAAGACAUGGUAAUUACUCCAGUAAUACUUCCACCAUCACCAGAAGAUGUCGUGGAGUGGAUGAAAAAUAAAGGGACUAACAACCAACUAAAAUCUCAUGAACCGAAAGUGUUGGAAAAUGCGAACGAAAAAGACGAAGUGGAAGAGCAAGAAACGUCUAAGAUUAAAAACUGUCUAAAAACAAGUAAUUCUGUUAUUAACGUUUCUAGGAAAACAGUCGAAAUUUUUCGUACACCACAACUGAAUCCUGCUCUCAAUUUACGAGAAUCAUCACAACCGUCAAAUGAUGCUCAAGAUUCUCAGAAUAUCCUGCGCGAUGUUCUCAGUGGUCCUCAACAUAGUACACCUGCCGGGAAUUUAGCAGAAAAAUCUCAGACGUUUUUGGAAUGCACACCCAUAGUGGGCGAAGACAAGAAAUCUUUAAGACAAGAUUUGGAAGGAAACGAUUCUGAAAAAUCGUAUAAGAUCAAGAGUUUGAGAAGAAAUAUAUUAAAUAGUCAAGUAAAAGAAAAAGAAACCCAGCAGCAAGCAUCAUCAAGUGAGGCGUCAUAUAUUGAAGGACCAACGCCAACUAAUAGUUUUGGUUUCAAAAUUUCACAACCAAAUAUUCAAGAAGCGAAGUAUGUCCGUCAGGUUCAAUUCCUAACUUUGCUGAGCUUAGAACUUCAUGUCCGUACAAGAAAGUCACUUCGACCUGACCCGGAAUUUGACGCAAUAUGUGCCAUAUUUUACCAUAUUGAGGAUGAGACAGUGGAUGGCAAACGAUACGAGACUGGAAUUAUCGUCGCUCAAAAUGAAUCUACAAAACUAAGAAGCUCUGAUUCGGGAACAUCUUCUAGUACCACAAUAUCUGAGUGUAAUGCCUCAUCUUCAACACAAAUCCCACAUCUGAAUACAACACAGAAAGCACUUUUUGAAGACAAUCUGCUUCGCACAACUGGAAUUUCAAAAGAACUCAACAUCAUAGUUGAAAAUGAAGAAAAGGAUGCCAUUCAUCGUUUUAUCAAACUCGUCCAUGACUGGGAUCCAGAUAUCUUGCUUGGUUUUGAAGUUCAGAUGCUGUCGUGGGGCUAUAUAAUACAGCGCGCAAAUGCUCUUGGGAUUGAUCUAACUCCACAACUAUCUCGGGUUCAGGAUUCUUCUGGCACGGCGAGGUUUGAUGCCGAGAAAGAUAUUUGGGGAGCGAACCAUACUUCAGAGAUAGCGAUAUCGGGGAGAAUUGUGCUGAAUAUUUGGAGACUGAUGAGACAUGAGGUUACUCUGAAUGUAUAUUCGUUUGAGAAUAUAUCUUAUCACGUACUUCAUGAAAGGAUCCCGCUGUACACAUACCGUCAGCUCUCGCAAUGGUGGGACCAAAAACUACCUCAUAACCGAUGGAGAACUGUGGAGCAUUACAUCAUCCGUUGUCAAAACAACAUCAAGAUCUUGAAUCACAUCGAUUUAAUUAACAGGACUAGUGAGUUUGCAAGGUUGUAUGGGAUAUUGUUUUAUAGCGUCAUAUCACGUGGCUCUCAGUUUCGUGUUGAAUCAAUGAUGUUAAGAUUGGUGAAACCAAUGAAGUAUCUGGCUGUCUCUCCCAGCAUUCAACAGAGAGCAAGAAUGGACGCACCUGAAUGUAUUCCUCUGGUAAUGGAACCGGAAUCUCGAUUUUACAGUGAUCCAGUGAUUGUUUUAGACUUCCAGUCUCUUUACCCUUCUAUGAUAAUUGCGUACAAUUACUGUUUCUCAACUUGUCUCGGCAAAGUGUCAAGAUUAGAUAAGAUUGGCGAGUUUGAAUUUGGUUGUACGUCAUUAAAUGUUCCGCCAGCUUUAUUAGAGAAACUUGAGAAUGACAUUCACGUGAGCGCGAACGGUGCAGCUUUUGUGAAACCAGGGAUACGAAGAGGAAUUCUUCCCAGAAUGCUGGAGGAGAUCCUGAACACACGAGUGAUGGUGAAAAAAUCUAUGAAAGAACACAAGAGUGAUAAGGUUUUACGCCAAUUACUUGAUGCUCGUCAACUUGGUUUGAAGUUAAUUGCUAACGUCACCUAUGGGUAUACUUCAGCUAAUUUUUCUGGACGAAUGCCGUGUGUUGAGAUUGCUGACGCAAUUGUUCGUAAAGCGAGGGAAACGUUGGAACGUGCUAUACGUCUGGUGAACUCUAGGGAAGAAUGGGGUGCACGUGUGGUGUAUGGGGAUACAGACAGUCUCUUUGUGUUAGUUAAAGGCGCAACAAAGGAAGAAGCAUUUAGGAUUGGAAUGGACAUCGUUGAUACUGUGACUGCAGAAAACCCCAAACCUGUAAAAUUGAAAUUUGAAAAGGUUUAUCUUCCAUGUGUUCUUCAAACAAAGAAGAGGUAUGUUGGUUACAUGUAUGAAACACUGGACCAAAAAGAACCAGUUUUUGAUGCUAAAGGAAUUGAGACUGUUCGGAGAGAUACUUGCCCUGCUGUUUCUAAGGUCUUGGAGAAAUCUUUGAGGAUUUUAUUUGAAUCAAAAGACAUAAGUCUGGUCAAGAAAUUUGUUCAGCGACAGUUUUGUAAAUUGAUGGAAGAAAGAGUUUCAAUUCAAGACUUCAUAUUCGCCAAAGAAUAUCGUGGAAUGAGAGGAUAUAAACCUAAAGCUUGUGUUCCCGCCUUAGCACUCGCAAGACGUCAUCUGUCACGAGAUCGUCGCGCAGAGCCACGUGUAGGUGAGCGUGUCCCGUAUGUAGUGGUGAAUGGUACUCCUGGAUUACCUUUAAUUCAGCUGGUAAGAAGCCCAGGUGACGUUUUGGAUGAUUCUAGUUUACGCUUGAACUCUACCUACUACAUCAAUAAACAAAUCAUUCCUCCAUUAAAUCGUGUUUUCUCUCUGAUUGGUAUUGAUGUCUUCACCUGGUACACAGAGCUACCAAGAUAUGUUCCUCGUCAUCAUGUUAAUAAUGAGAAACAAAAGAGUUCCAUUUCUCGUUUCUUCACAACGCUUCAUUGUCCAGUGUGCGAACAAUUGACCCAGCAAGGAUUGUGUAGGAAUUGCCGUGGAAACCCGCAGAAAGCUGUUGUCAUGUUGGCAGAGAGAGUAGGAACAUGGGAACAAAAAUACAACCAUCUCAAAGAAAUAUGUUAUCAAUGUUGUGGCUCAAGAGAUCAAGAUGUUGCUUGCAUAUCACUGGAUUGCCCUGUCAUGUUCAAACGACUGAAGUUGAUAAGAAAACUAGAAUAUGGGAAGACUUUAAGAGAUGUUCAAAAAGGAAUUGAAGUGUCACACAGCUAAAGAUGUGGAUCUUUGUGAAAGGUUUGUAAAUAUGUGCAAUUGAUCUCAAAUAUUUCAAGAGGAUUGUAUGUUAAGCCAUGACAUUUGUAAGAUAUCCCAUGCAUAUCAGACUUUGCUCUUGCAAAUAUUUAUGCUUAUAUUUUAAAUUAAAAACAGCAAAAGUGGCAAUCACAUGAUCCUGCACUAGUCUAUUCCUUUGAUAUUCUGCAUUGGGU
Messenger RNA from Dendronephthya gigantea, 7646 nucleotides. RefSeq names its product DNA polymerase zeta catalytic subunit-like. Lineage: Eukaryota; Metazoa; Cnidaria; Anthozoa; Malacalcyonacea; Nephtheidae. Gene Ontology annotation, biological process: error-prone translesion synthesis; double-strand break repair via homologous recombination. Gene Ontology annotation, cellular component: nucleus; zeta DNA polymerase complex. The record is from RefSeq and is a predicted model, not a curated record. Bases 97 to 7431 code for a protein of 2444 amino acids. The transcript is spliced from 31 exons. Gene Ontology annotation, molecular function: DNA-directed DNA polymerase activity; DNA binding; nucleotide binding.